UUUUGCUAUGAGGACCUCUUUCUUCUGUACCAUGUUCUUGUUCAUCACCUUACUGAAUUUAGGUUCAGCAACUCUCCAAGUGGGAUUCUACCGCUCCACUUGCCCGUCUGCAGAGUCAGUCAUCCGGAAAACCGUGAACAAAGCGGUGGCCAUAAAUCCCGGCAUCGGGGCUGGGCUUAUUAGAAUGCACUUCCAUGAUUGCUUUGUUCGGGGUUGCGAUGCUUCGGUCUUGCUGGAUUCGACCCCAGGCAACCCAUCAGAGAAGGAACAUCCCGCGAACAACCCGAGCUUACGAGGGUUUGAAGUCAUCGAUGAGGCGAAGUCUGAGCUAGAGUCUCUAUGCCCACAGAAGGUCUCGUGCGCCGACAUUCUCGCAUUCGCAGCACGCGACAGUGCGUACAAACUCGGCAGCAUCAACUAUGCGGUCCCGGCAGGUCGCCGCGAUGGGCUAGUCUCACUCAAAGACGAGCCCUCCCAGAAUCUUCCUCCUCCUUUCUUUGAUGCUCAACAAUUAGAGGCUAAUUUUGCAAGAAAAGGCCUCUCCCUGGACGAUAUGGUGACACUAUCCGGAGCGCAUUCGAUUGGAGUCUCGCAUUGCUCCUCCUUCUCGAACCGCUUGUACUCCUUCAAUGCCACUCACACACAAGACCCUUCAAUGGACGCCAAGUUGGCUACUGAACUUAAAGCUAAGUGUCCGAACAACGGAGGCACUAGCGAUCCCACGGUGCCAUUGGACUUGGUCACACCGAACAGGCUAGAUAACAAGUACUACAGUAACUUGAAGAACCACCGAGGCCUAUUGACUUCUGAUCAGACCCUCUUUAACAGCCCUUCAACGGCUAAUACCGUGAGGAGCAAUGCAAACAACGGCGGAGCAUGGGCUAACAAGUUUGCGGCGGCAAUGGUGAAGAUGGGAUCGAUCGAUGUCCUCACCGGGAGCCAGGGUGAGAUUAGGAGGAAUUGCCGGGUGGUGAACUAGACAAGGACCA
Rhodamnia argentea is the source of this 989-nucleotide messenger RNA. Its product is annotated as peroxidase 5-like. The coding region runs from base 8 to 979 and encodes 323 amino acids. Gene Ontology annotation, molecular function: heme binding; peroxidase activity. The record is from RefSeq and is a predicted model, not a curated record. Gene Ontology annotation, cellular component: plant-type cell wall; plasmodesma. The transcript is spliced from 2 exons. Gene Ontology annotation, biological process: response to oxidative stress; hydrogen peroxide catabolic process. NCBI's taxonomy places the organism in Eukaryota, Viridiplantae, Streptophyta, Magnoliopsida, Myrtales, Myrtaceae.